UACAUUAGACAGGCGUUAUAAAACUUAACCUGUUCAUUGCAUCAUACAUAUUGUUAUAAAUAUCGAGGUUUAUCCCGUAGCUCAAUUUCGAGAGUGGAUGUAUUAUGGUGCUAAAUGGAGAUAAACAAAUACCCAAAUAAUAAAAAAUUUUAAAACACUGACUCUGUGGAAGAUAUUUUCUAAUGUACUUUAAAACUUCGAAAGUUAGCGUAGUGAAUGUUGAUAGAUAAUCGACAGAAAACAUGGCGACGUGGGAGAAUGAAAAAUUUCCAGAAGAUUUAAAUACCAAUGAUCUUGAUAAUGAUUUUGAUGAAAUUCUUGUAACACACGCUCUUGAGGAUUGUCUUGAUGAUAGUCUUGAUUUAUCUAGCUUUAAUAAAGUUUAUGAACAAUCAGAAACGUUAAACAAUGGAAAAUAUUCUGAUGAAGAUGCCGCUUACAUUUCGAAAUUACCUGAUGACAGUUCAGGAUAUAUACAUCACACUAUCAGUUCAAAUGAAAUUUAUAUGCGAAUCCAUCCGGGCCAAGAUGACUCAAUGCCUGAUGAUCCAUCUCAUGCUACAAUUACUAUCGAAAGUACGGAUCCAGAUACUAAUCAAAAACACAUUAGUCGGUAUGAAUGCGAAUAUGAAGGAUGUUCACGUACAUACAGUACAGUUGGCAACUUAAGAACUCACAUGAAAACGCAUAAAGGUGAAUAUCGAUUCAAGUGUACUGAACCGAAUUGUGGCAAGGCAUUUCUUACAUCUUACAGCCUUAAAAUUCAUGUUAGAGUACACACUAAAGUUAAACCAUUUGAGUGCAACCAUGACGGCUGCGAAAAAGCAUUCAAUACUUUGUACAGGCUACGAGCACACCAAAGAUUACAUAGCGGGAAUACAUUUAAUUGUGAAGAAACUGGAUGCGUUAAAUUUUUCACAACACUCAGUGACCUCAAAAAACAUACACGAACUCAUACUCAAGAACGACCAUACAAGUGUCGAGAAAAGGGCUGUGGAAAGGCGUUUACAGCAUCUCAUCACUUGAAAACUCAUAGGAGAACUCACACUGGAGAACGGCCUUACAUGUGUACUCAUAAUAACUGUCAGAGAUCCUUCACAACUCCACACAGUUUGAAAAGUCAUUUGAAAACGCACAAAAAAGUAACAGAAAUAGUAGAUGUUAUCCAGAAAGAUAAUUCACCGUUACUGACUUCAAUAAAUACCCCCAAAAAUUCUUCAACAAGCAUUACAAUUAUUCCAAUGAAUAAUAAUUCAAAUAUAUCGUAUGCAGCAGAAAAUCAAGCUAAAAAUAAUACUAUUUUGAGUAUUAAUAAUAUAAAUAAUAAUUUCAAUUUUGAUAUAUCAAGUACAAAUAAUGAACAAAUUAAUAGUACAAAUAGUAAUAUACUAGUGGAUGCAGGAUUUCUCUCCACAGAGCAUAGUUCAGCCAAAGAAAAUAAUUUUACAAAUAACACCUAUACCAAAUUUAAUAUUUUUAUGGAAGAUAAUCAUGAACAAAGCCAGAAGAAUUUUAAAAAAUCUGAUAAUUUUAUUCAAAAUUCCCAGCUUACUGAAUUUCAAAGUGAUUUGAAUAUCAGCGAGCCUGCACAGUUGAAUUUAGAACAAAAAAUAGUACGAGAUGGAAUUCAAAAAACUAUUGAUCAAUUGACUGAUACAUCAAACAAUAUUCUAUAUCAUAAUCAAUCUAAUAACACUGAUAAUAUUUUAAAGAAGAAUACUAAUUCUGAAUUUUUUGAAGAUAAUCUUCAAUCGUUAGCAUUUUCAGCUGAAACUAAUAUAGUACCUCAGCAUAUCAAUCAUAAUAAUAAAAAUAAUGAUAAAAAUAAUAAUAGUCAUAAUAAUGAAAAAUUAGAGGCUGUAGAAUUAGCAAUAGCAUCAGAAGAAGAGAUUCCGUCACCAUGGUUUAAUGUUAUGGCAUUGGCAGCUGCACCAGCACUCAGGACAGAAUCAUGGGAAGAAGUAAAUGCGUUUCCGACGGCAGUGCAUUCACUUGUUGAUUUAGUUGGGCCAGAACCUUAUCCAUUAGAACUAGGAAAUCAAUUGGGAAUAACAGAAAUAGUUGAUAAAGUUACUACAGAAUUAGUAACAGUAUCUCCAAAAAUAGUAAAUAAUACUUCAAUUACGCCUACAAAUAAAAAGAAUAAUAACACAAAAAAUAGUGAUAAUAAUGUCAAUAAGAAACAAGAGAGAAAUAUUUUACAAGAAAUAACUGCUGAUGCGAAUAUCUGUAAAUGUUCAGAUUGUAGAUGCAACGAAACAAAAAAUUGCCAGGAUUGUCCAACAGAACCAUCAAAAUUAGACAAUACUGAACAAUCUCAAUUAAAUAUAAUUAAUGAAAUAGUAUCUCGUUUACAAAGUAAAUGCGUUUGUACUAAUGAAGAAUCAGAAUGUGGAUCAUGUUGUAUUGUAAUUUGCUUAAAAUCUCUACAAAAGUUACAAAAAGUAUUUAAACAAAAUUGUUGUAAAGAAAUAGAACGUUCAGGGUGUUGUAAAAGUAAGGCGGCCAAACAAUCGAAUUUUUCGUUUCCGAUCAAUACAAAUGAAGUAACAAAUAAUCAGUAGAAAUUUGUGUGUGUAUAUAUAUAUAUACGCGCAGUCAGUGUAACUAGUCAGUUUUGGAAACUUUUUACUUAUAUAAUUGGUUUAAUAAAUUAAGUUCAUAAUUUUUUGCAUUUAGAGCUUAUCAUUUAAUUUUGUGAAAAGUGUUAAGUUUGUUCGGAUAUCAAUUAUAUAUUUUCAUGAUAAAAAUUUAUUUCAAGCUUGAAAACUGUUAAAAUUAUAAAAGAUUAUGCAAUAG
Chelonus insularis is the source of this 2799-nucleotide messenger RNA. RefSeq lists its product as uncharacterized. Gene Ontology annotation, biological process: regulation of transcription by RNA polymerase II. The record is from RefSeq and is a predicted model, not a curated record. Gene Ontology annotation, cellular component: nucleus. Bases 243 to 2564 code for a protein of 773 amino acids. Gene Ontology annotation, molecular function: RNA polymerase II cis-regulatory region sequence-specific DNA binding; DNA-binding transcription factor activity, RNA polymerase II-specific. The transcript is spliced from 5 exons. NCBI's taxonomy places the organism in Eukaryota, Metazoa, Arthropoda, Insecta, Hymenoptera, Braconidae.